AUAAAACACACUGUUCCGGCUGUUGCCGGGUGAAGUUCGCAUGUGGUGUGUUUUCGAUAUUUUAAUGUGAUAAUAGCGUAUAAAAUUUUUUUGUAGCGGACGCUGUGCAGCCUUCGUGUUUUACUGCGGAUAUUUGUUUGUGUACACGCUCCGCUUUUUGUAGAGGUGUGGUUUACACAGCUGUCAAACAUGAAAUUCCAACCAGUAACACAUUGUAUAUUCGAUAUGGAUGGAACACUUUUGGAUUCUGAGAAAAUAUAUGCAGAAGUUUUUGAUUCUAUUGCUGCAAGACACAAAAAGAGGUUCACGUGGAAAAUUCAUGUAAAAAUGAUGGGUAUGUUGGAGGUAGCUGCAGCACAACUUAUGAUUGAUGACCUUAAUUUACCUAUGAAUGUUGAUCAAUUUUUGUUACUACAAAGAAGGGGUUUUAUGAGAUAUCUACCACAUGUUCAUCUGAUGCCAGGAGUGGAUAAACUGAUACAUCAUCUGCAUGAACGUGGCAUACCAAUAGCAGUUGCAACCAGCAGUGGAGCAGAAAGUGUGAAAAUUAAAACAAGUCAUCAUAAACCAUUGAUGAGUUUAUUCCAUCACAUUGUGUGUGCAAGUACAGAUCCUGAAGUUGAGCAUGGAAAGCCAGCUCCAGAUAUAUUCCUUGUCUGUGCUUCGAGAUUUGAAGACAAUCCAGACCCAAAAAAGUGUCUUGUGUUUGAAGAUGCACCAAAUGGAGUAAAAGCUGCGCGAGCUGCUGGCAUGCAAGUUGUUAUGACACCAGAUGAGCAAGUUAAUGAUGAUAUGAAGCAAGAUGCAACUAUUGUUCUCAAGUCCUUGGAAGAGUUUAGACCUGAAUGGUUUGGUCUUCCACCAUUUUAAGUUAUGUGGUAUACUAAUUGUGGUUUAUAGUCAAGCAAUAUAAGAUGCUAAUAAAUCUGUAUUUUGUUUGUUAAAAAAUUAUGAUACAAGAAAGAGAGUUCCUCUUGUAGCUAUAAACUAUUGUUGAUCUUACCUAAGCAGCUUUUAUAAACUGUUGUUGACAUAUUUUGAAAAUGCUUUUUAGUUAUGUACUUGUGCUUGUUGUUUAGUGGGUUACAAUAUCACACUAUUGUGUGCUAAUUAAUAUGGGAUUUGCUUUUGGUUUAAUGAAACUACUUACUUUUUUGCAUGCAUCCUAUAUGUAGCUGGCAUGAAAUAAAUAUUAUUUUUCCCAAUAUAUGUUUUUGAAAAUCUUAUUUUCGUUUGAUAGCUAGAAGUAUUUUCUCCCACCUGUCUUGUGCCUGUCUUCCAUUAUCUGUGACAUCUGCUCCUUGCACAUGGGUUUAUUAAACUUUGUGUAAGUAUCAGCAAAUAACUGGAACUCUGGUACCCACAUCACAGAAUAACUCAUUGAUCAGAGGAAUUACCUUGAAAAUUCAUUUUUGCUGAUGGGACUGCAGCUCACUAUCCCACAGUAUCCAGGAAAACAUACGUUGAGCAAUAUCACCAAAAGGACAAGGCCUUGCAGCUUGGGUGCAUUGUCACACACUUCAAGCUAUGUGACUAAUGGUAAUUCAGUCUCCAGUGAAGUCAUUGUACUAAUGUUGCUGUGACAAAUGAUAUAUAACAGGCAUAAAAUUUCACUGUGAUGACCAUCUAAUAUAAAUUAAGUUACUAAGAAUCAUAUUUUUUACUGUGAAAACAAAGUGCAAGCUGUUAUUUUUUCAAAUA
Messenger RNA from Schistocerca piceifrons (Central American locust), 1701 nucleotides. RefSeq names its product pseudouridine-5'-phosphatase-like. Bases 190 to 870 code for a protein of 226 amino acids. Gene Ontology annotation, molecular function: phosphatase activity. The transcript is spliced from 4 exons. NCBI's taxonomy places the organism in Eukaryota, Metazoa, Arthropoda, Insecta, Orthoptera, Acrididae. The record is from RefSeq and is a predicted model, not a curated record.